GUAUUUAUCGAAUUAAUUAUGUGGCUAAAGAUAUGGAAGUGAAAAAUAAAACAUUACACAACUCAUCAUCAAGACUGCCCUGAAUCGGAACAUUAGCCAUAAAUCCGUAUGAUACUCGCGCGCUUGUUUGCCUGAUAAGAAAUUCAAAUAAUAAUGUCUCCAGACCCAGUCAAAGUUUCACGAUGGUAUUUCGGAGGUUUGGCUUCAGCGGGGGCAGCCAGCAUCACUCACCCGCUGGACUUGCUCAAAGUACAAAUGCAAACACAAAAAGGGAAAUCAGAUUCCUUACUCAAACUCACUGGAAAUGUUUUAAAGAAACAAGGUAUUAUGGGCCUAUACUCCGGCAUAUCAGCCUCAAUCACACGCCAGCUUAGUUACUCCUCGGCCCGUUUUGGAAUAUAUGAAGUUUCUAAACAGUACUUUGCAUCAAAAGAUGGCAGUGCGUUACCUUUCUACAUGUCUGCAUUCCUAGCUGGGCUGGGAGGAUUGGCGGGAGGUCUUGUAGGAAAUCCCGCCGAUUUAGUCAACGUUCGCAUGCAAAAUGACGUCAAACUGCCUAAGGAUAAUAGACGAAAUUACAAAAAUGUGUUCCACGGGAUGUAUUCCGUGGUCCGGAAAGAGGGAGUGAUGCAGCUGUGGGCCGGCGCCAGCAUGAACUGCAGCCGAGCAGUGCUGAUGACCAUCGGCCAGCUCUCCUUCUACGACCAGAUCAAACAAUUGCUUCUCUCCACUCCGUACUUCGGGGACAAUGUCGUCACGCAUGUCACAUCCAGUCUUUGCGCUGGUGGUAUAGCAACAACGCUAACACAGCCGGUCGACGUGCUCAAAACAAGGGCAAUGAACGCGAAACACGGAGAAGUGAAAGGUCUGUUAAGCCUCAUAGCUAACACGGCCAAGGAGGGACCCAUAGCGUUCUAUAAAGGGUACAUUCCAGCGUUUGCGCGACUCGCGCCUCACACCAUUCUGACAUUCGUGUUCUUAGAACAGCUUAGAAUAAACUUUGGUUUUGUCAAAGGGAAUUAGGUUUAAUUAGUAAAUGUUGAGACGUAGACAAUUUUACAGUCUGGUCCGGGAGAUCCUUUUGAUAGAGUCAACUGUGGACGAAUAUGUUGAAAUGCAUUGGUGUUUUGAUAUAGGUUCCUGAAUUUUUCAAUAAAACAUUGCAUAUGUGAUGGCUGCGAUAGUGCCACAUGGGUACGAUUUCACAAUAAAAAGUGAACAUUAGAACUCCUCUGAAAUAUUACGGCAAAGAUAAACUGCAUUUCUAAAUAUUUACAGUUGAAACUUCCAAGACUACAGGCUGUUAUUCCUAGAUCUUGUAGAUACAUUUUAGAAGCAUUUAGAGACAUGAAAAAUAAAAAUAAAACAGACUAUUUUUAAUGAUGGGUAAGGGUAAACUAUUGUAUCCGAGUUUCAAUAGAAAAUAGAAACCGUAACUUAUGAACGAACGAAUCGAGAAAAAAGUACCUAUUUUAAAGUUCAAACUAAAGUAAGUAGCCAGAUUGUUUCCAGUUAAUCUAUUUAUUCAUACCUAUUUAUUUAUUCCGUACUUACCUAGUUCUUUUUCUUACUUUUUUAGCUAGUCUUCCCGACGUACCCAUAUUUGCUCAAAAUCGAACCAAAUACUUUAUUUUUAUGAUAAUGCUUACCAUGUAACAACAUAUGUACCUAUAAAUCGAAUGUACAAUUAGGUAAGUAUUUUAAGGAUAAUUCAAAUGUUUCUAUUUUAUUUAUUUCAGCAUAAGUACCUACACUAAAACAUACUAUUCACUUAUAAAUCGCCUAUAUUAUUUUUAUAUACCUUUACCUUACAUAUAUACAAGAUAAAUAAACACGGACGAGUUAUGCCCGUUUAGUUACUUCCAUACAAGUGUCAUCCAUCACAAGUGUUUAAUAUAUCUCUAAUAUAUCCUGCCGGUAGCCGUACAUAAACUAUCUAUACUUUAUACAAAUAACACUGUUAACUGACCAUAAGUAGACCUUAUGUCUUUGGAAUAAGGCUGACUGUCAGUUAACAAUGUGGACGGCGGUACCUGCCAAUCUAUGUCGCAAAUAUCCUGCCUUUAUGUUUUAGUCAAAGUUAGCAGUUAUAAAAAGAGAUAUUUAUUUAUAAGGAAAUUGUAUAAUUUUACUUAUGGUAGCCCUUGUGAAUAAUAACUCUAUAAGAUGCUAUAUAAUAUAUAUCACAACUAGAGAUGCACCGGAUAUCCGGUUACUAUCCGGCCAUUAUUUUACUAUCCGGUCGGAUACCGGAUAGUGACCUACUAUGGCCGGAUACCGGAUAGCAACAUUGCUUGAUUUCGGACUAAACCUAUUGGAUUUAAGAAACAGACACGGUCAUAGUCGUACCUGUUUAUUAUUUUGAAACAAUUAAAAUUUAAUCAUUCCACUGACUUGCACGCGCACACAUUUCGUACCUAGAAAUGAGUCCGCGCGAACGUUUACUAGGAAACAGGUCAAACAUGCAAAAUGCGCACCUGGAAAACCGAAAUGUAGGUACCUAUAGUUCCGCGGGCCGAAUAUCCGGUAUCCGGCCAAUCAACUAUCCGUUGCAUCUCUAAUCACAACAAUAAUGUAUGUUAUACUAUAUACCCAUGUAAUGUAUUACUUAAAGAACGUCACUUUGCUAGGGUACUUAGUUCGAACUAUACCAAACGCACGAAGUUACCUACAGCUCUGUCAAACGGGGGAAAACUGCAGUAUAAACCCGUUCAUUUGCGAUAUUUACUUUUCUAAAAAUGGCCCUCGUGAUAACGAAAAUUGAUUUUCUAUUGUUUAGUCUACACUGUGUUUGUGUUGCACAACAACUUGUUGCCAGUUUUACCGUAUUUUGUAGGGUUACCUAUAACCUAUAAUAGUAUAGAUGUGAGAUACAAGUUUGACUUUUAAAAUAACACUUGUACAGUCUGUGCUAUCAAAAUCGCUGCUAACUUAGCUUGGUCUAACUCUAUAUUAGGUAGGUACAUACAGAAUCGCUUCUUAAAUUCCGUUACCAAUAUAAGGUUCCUAGAUUAGGGUUAGGGUAUGGGUUUAUUUUUUGGCUAAUUUCCAAAAUUUAAAUUAAGAGUUGCUAACGACUAUUGUUAACAAACACGGACAGGCUUCUGCAACUCUACGAUUGGCUAUUUUGCGUGAGAGACUAGUGCUAACCACUAUUAUAAAAGUUGUAUGUGUGUUUUAUUUAGUUCACUAAAAUGUGUGCAGUCGCAAAAGGAAAUAAUCUAUAGAAUCAAUCGUCACGGUCUGUAAUUAUUUGCACAGUGACACAUUUUGAUUAGUUUUCGUGCACAUGACUUAGGCAUUUUAUUAGUUUGACGUUAGUUUUGAGUUACUCAUGUUACCACAUAGUCUGUGUGGACAGAGAAAAGUCAGAAUGUAUCAGAACACACACAUUUCACGAUUCUUCUCUUCCGCACAGACUGUAACAAAUUUUUGCGUUAUAUUUUUUAUUAUCUUAUAAUAGUGUAGGUAAACUGAAAACCACGAGACGCAAUAAGGUACAUAGGUACAAAAUGUGCCGAAUGACCCAGGCCUACAAUCUUAUCAGAUAAUAAAAACAUUGACGCAAAACAAAUGGGUUAUGGUGAUACAUUAAAAGUAAUAGGGAUUCAAGUUCAUUCCUGCAGGUCAUUUCAUACUUGUAAGUGCCUAAAUAUUUUUAUGUUAGUUAAUCAUGUUUAUGUCGAAUGUUUGUAACUUAUUUUUGUUAUCAUGUUGGUAUACAUUUAUUUUGAAGUUGUUUUAUAAAAACACAUCUAAGAAUAAUAUUAUUAAGUCGUAAGAAUAUUUUGAUUCCAUUGUCUGUUGUUACUGAAAACUUAAAAAGUUUAGCUGAUAUAUGUUGAAAUAUAUGUGUAAUGAUCAUAAAA
Molecule: messenger RNA, 3869 nt
Organism: Cydia fagiglandana
Lineage: Eukaryota; Metazoa; Arthropoda; Insecta; Lepidoptera; Tortricidae
Gene: Dic1
Product: mitochondrial dicarboxylate carrier
Exons: 6
Coding region: 154-1023 (289 amino acids)
Biological process (GO): phosphate ion transmembrane transport; thiosulfate transport; succinate transmembrane transport
Molecular function (GO): sulfate transmembrane transporter activity; thiosulfate transmembrane transporter activity; oxaloacetate transmembrane transporter activity
Source: RefSeq, a predicted model, not a curated record